AUGAAGCGGAUUGUUGCAAUCCUGCUAAGCAACCUCUUGUGUACAAGUGCAAAGGACUGUGAAGCCGGCUGUGGGAUCUCAUUGUUGCAAACUCAGCUCCGCCUUGGCCGGACGGCGCCGGUCUUGAAACCGGUGGGUCGGAGCUUCUUCUCCGAAAACCCGGCCAACUCGGCGAAUUGGUGGCUGAGGUAUACGACCGCGAAGCCCAUCUCAGGUGGAGAAACUGUGGGUUGGAGCCAAAGCUCCGAGAGUGCAGCUGUCCUGGUGGACCGAACUACGCAAAGCGGGCUCGAGGGAGUCGAAACGUUGUACUUCCUGAAAUCCGCGGACUGGCAAAGUUCUGGGAAGCUCGGGAUGAAGGAUUUCGUCCAGGCCGCCAACCUGUCCUGGAGGUCUGUGAUGGAGCGAGACCGGGCGUACACCCCGUGGGUGGACUUUCAUGACGGCCACUGGGUGGAGACUCUUCGCUUCGACCGGCUUGAGGCGGACAUGCUCCCCUUCCAAGUUUACCCCCUGGGCUUCGUGGGCAGAGGUUACGUGCCGCACACCACCUUGACCAUGGAGUGGCUGGGCCCCAUGCGGCCCCACUCCGAGCAGUACGCCAAGAUGGUCGGCUUCGAGCAGCCGGACAAGUGCCGCGACAUCAGCAAGGACCGGAUUCCAGAGGUCACCUUCUGGAAGAGCACCUUCGCAGUUCUCAACGCCUCGGCGGCCAAGGACUUUGCCGUGGACCUGCUGCAAGCGGAGGAGGUGGCCCCGAAUCCCUUUCCGUGGCCCAGGCAGCCCGACUGCAUUGCGGUGCAAUGGGUCGCCUUGCCACAGGCCUUCGGAACAUUUCAACUCCAUUUUGUGGAGGAUUUUGUCUAUGACACGGUUCUUCACGGCAUCCCUGAAUAUCUCCAGCACCAGCGCGAGUUCUUAAAGACGGGGACGACAGAAUGCAUCAACAGCUUCAUGCUCAACAAUCUCAUUCUGGAGACCAGCUCACUUGACCCUUUUGCCCGACGUUUGGAGGAACUCUCGGUUCCCUAUUUUGCUUUUGAGAUCAAAGAGAGAUAUGCCCUCCUCUUCUCAUUUCCGGGAAAUGAGGGUGUGACUCUACAGCUUCAAAGCGCUCAUCUGAGCCAUGUUGUGCCACGGCCUGUGCAGAUUUGCACAUAG
Messenger RNA from Effrenium voratum, 1161 nucleotides. The record is from the annotation of a GenBank genome assembly. NCBI's taxonomy places the organism in Eukaryota, Dinophyceae, Suessiales, Symbiodiniaceae.